AAUAAAUAAAUAAAAAUAGGCGAAGCUCUCUUUUUGGUGUUUUAACUGAGAAUUGCAGAGAAACUAGAUUGACUCUCUCUUAUUUAUUUUCUCUCUCGAAAAAUCCCCAAAAUCUAGGGUUUUUGUUUUUGUUCUUCUUUGUUAAACGAGAAUAAGAAAUUGACUAUCAUUUGAGUGUAUUGGGAGGAAUGCAGUCGAAUUCUGAAGAAGGAAGUCAAUUAGAACCUGAUGUGCAUGGUGUUCAUCCAACUGCAGUUUAUUCUGAACCCAAGUGGUGUAAUACCGGUUAUGGUGCCAUCUCCUCGGGAGCGAGAGGAGUGAACUCACUAAAUUCAUCUUCGAUGGAAUGCACUAAUGCUUCAGAGUCGAAUGAUGGGCAGUCACUGUCCAAUGGUGCACUAAAUGAAGAGGAUGAUGUUAAUAAAGAAACACAAACUACUGCAUCCUCUCGGGCAGUUGGAACUGGUGGACAAGAACAUCACAAUUUGCAACAUGUUGGAUCUAGCAUGCCUGCCGUGCGUGAUGAAGGCCUCACCCAACCUCCCCUGCUUGAGCUUGUUGGUCAUUCAAUCGCAUGUGCAUCAAAUCCUUAUAUAGAUCCACUUUAUGGAGGAAUGAUGGCAGCUUAUGGACAUCAGCCUAUGGGUUAUCCUCCGUUUGUUGGAAUGCCUCAUGCAAGAAUGACUUUGCCGAUUGAAAUGGCACAAGAGCCUGUUUAUGUAAAUGCCAAACAGUACCAAGGAAUUCUGAGGCGAAGGCAGGCCCGUGCCAAAGCAGAACUUGAGAAGAAGGUUGUUAAAUCCCGAAAGCCUUAUCUUCACGAAUCAAGGCACCAGCAUGCUUUGCGUAGGGCGAGAGGUAGUGGAGGACGUUUUGCAAAGAAAACAGAUACCAAUCCAGGAGAAGAAAAAGGAUCAGGUUCAGGUCCCACGUUAUCAUCCCAAUCUCCAAGUUCCUCCGGUUCUGAACCAUUACAAACUGAUUCCAAUGAAACCUGGACCUCCUCCCUCACCCAGCAUGCCAUCCACCAUGUCAACGGCGGCAGCCAUUAUCAGAAGCUAGGUGGUAAUAUCUCCAAUCAGGCCGCUUUCUAUCCGGUGAAUGGAGGACAAUCCUUUCAAAAGCUGAAGGGUUGAACUCCAGAGACGGUUACAGUCAGGGCAAUGCAUUAGCGAGGCGGCAAAUCAUUCUUGGCUUCGGUUAGAUGGAAGGGGAGAAGAGAUUGUAUGAGACCCGGACAUCGUUUUCGUCUUGUCCAUGCUUCUAUAAUUUUUCCCAAAGCUGCAUUUUUGUAAAUAUACCGUUGAAUAGAACUGAAAAAGUAAGUAGCUAAAUUAGUAGAGCUUGUGAGAAAUAUUUGAUAACUAGAAGAUUGCACCCAGGGCUUUCAUUGUCGUUUUAAGUUAAAAAACAAAACAUGUUUUUGUAGUUUGGAUUAGCAGUUUUUUUUAUAAUGGUGCACCUUUUUAAACGUUAAA
Messenger RNA from Gossypium raimondii (Peruvian cotton), 1478 nucleotides. Its product is annotated as nuclear transcription factor Y subunit A-1. The transcript is spliced from 6 exons. Bases 189 to 1136 code for a protein of 315 amino acids. NCBI's taxonomy places the organism in Eukaryota, Viridiplantae, Streptophyta, Magnoliopsida, Malvales, Malvaceae. Gene Ontology annotation, cellular component: CCAAT-binding factor complex. Gene Ontology annotation, biological process: regulation of transcription by RNA polymerase II. The record is from RefSeq and is a predicted model, not a curated record. Gene Ontology annotation, molecular function: RNA polymerase II cis-regulatory region sequence-specific DNA binding; DNA-binding transcription factor activity, RNA polymerase II-specific.